GCUCUCUCGUUUCGAGACGCGUCUCUCGCGACGCGUAGGCCUUGUUGAGUAUUUUCCUAUUAAAUGUUCACCUUUUAUAGAUUUUCAAGUAAGAAUUAUCGUGAAUUAAGUGUCGGUGCUUUAUCGAAUAAAUUGAAAAAAAAAACAUAAAUUGAUUGGGUCUGUAAAAUGAGCUUUUGAAAAAAGGAAUUAAGGAGAAAAAAGGUCCCAAAAACGUCGCUGACGAAGCAGCAAGUUGUGAGAGAGUUGAAGUGGGAGAGAAAAAGAGAAAGAAAGAAAGAAAGAGAGAAAUAGUGGGAGUUUUAGAGUGGGGGUUAGCUAAAGAGAGAUAGGUAUAGUAAAAGAAAAGGGACGUAAUAAUGUUCGUGUAUGCUGUGUAAGCGCACAACAACGCAACAAAACCAUCUCGGUGGAGGUUUUUGAACAGUGUCUCCUCAUCAACGGAAUUAGAAGAAAGACGAGGAGAAAAGUUUUCAUCCGUUGAAAUCUAAUAUAGUUUUGAGAAAGAAAAGACGAAAGAAAGAAAGAAAGAGAAAGAUAAAAAGUGUUCUAAAGGAAUAGAAUAAACGGGUAAAUGGAGUCCACGAGUUGUUAGUCUUCUGACGAAUUGUGCGUAACGGAUGCUCAACUCGAGCGGGAAAUAUUCAAAGAUGGCCGGACAUUUUUUUUAUCGGCGAAUCCUCCCUGCGAUUUUUAUUUUCGCGAUAUUUCUUCUUUUAUCAGGUUCAGCAAAGGCCCAACAAACAAGGGAUUUAAGAUUACCGUUAAACAGAGGUCCACAUCCCAAAAGGCUACAUCCCUGCGAACAAAGUUCAUGUUAUCCUGCAACAGGAAAUCUUUUGAUUGGCCGAAAAAAUCGUCUGUUUGCUUCUUCCACGUGCGGUCUCAAGUUUCCAGAAAGAUACUGCAUCGUUUCACAUCUCAAGGAUCGAAAAAAAUGCUUCUUUUGCGAUGCAUCUUUACCUAAGCAACAACACAAUAUUGAGAAUGUCGUUGACGGAACAAAUUCACGACACUGGUGGCAAGCAGAAAAUGGAAAAGAAUAUGUAACCAUAAGAGUUGAUUUCGAAGCUGAAUUUCAUUUCACUCAUAUAAUUAUCCGUUUUCAAACAUUCCGUCCAGCAGCUAUGUUAAUAGAACGGUCGUUUGAUUUUGGAAAAACUUGGAAGGUUUACAGAUACUUUGCGCAUAAUUGCGAACAAUCAUUUCCAGGCAUACCUACACAUCAACCACGAAGCUUGACCGAAGUAAUAUGCGAAACGCGUUAUUCUGUGGUUGCCCCGUCAACUGAUGGUGAAGUCAUUUUCAGAGUAUUACCACGAAAUUUGGAAAUCGAAAAUCCGUAUUCGAUAGAAGUGCAAAAUUUGUUGAAAAUUACCAAUCUAAGAAUCAACAUGACGAAAUUGCACACUUUGGGAGACGACUUGUUGGACGAUCGUCCCGAGAUAGGAGAGAAAUAUUAUUAUGCUAUCAAAGACAUGGUAAUUAGAGGAUCUUGUUCUUGCUAUGGACACGCAUCAAGAUGUCUUCCUUUAGCUGGAGUAGCACACGAAGAAAACAUGGUACAUGGAAGAUGCGAGUGUACUCACAACACCACAGGAUUAAACUGUGAGAAAUGCGAAGAUUUCUAUAACGAUUUACCUUGGAAACCUGCGGUCGGUAAACAAACUAACGCGUGUAGACCAUGCAAUUGUAACAAUCACACAACUUCCUGCCACUUUGACGAGACGGUUUACGAAAAAUCUGGUAGAGUUUCCGGUGGUGUAUGCGAUGAUUGUCAGCAUAAUACGCGUGGUCAAAACUGUGAACAGUGCAAACCAUUUUAUUAUCAUGAUGUUAGUAAAGAUAUUACGCAUCCCGAAGCUUGUCAACCUUGCGAUUGUGAUCUGAGUGGUUCUUUGGACGACGGCAUAUGCGAUUCCAGAACCGAUAUUCUUAGCGGCGAUGAGUCUGGCCGUUGUCACUGCAAAGCGAACGUAGAGGGUCGUCGUUGCGAUCGUUGCAAGAAUGGUUUUUGGAAUUUCAAUCCAGAAAAUCCUCAAGGAUGUCAAGCAUGUACUUGUAAUACUCUUGGUACCAUCGGCAACCAGGGUUGCAAUAUGAAAACUGGAGAAUGUACUUGUAAGCGUUACGUCACUGCUCGCGACUGCAAUCAGUGUUUGCCAGGAUAUUGGGGACUUUCUGAGGAUCCCGAAGGAUGUAAGCCUUGCGAUUGCGAUCCUGGUGGUUCAUACGAAAAUUCUUGUGACGUUAUUACCGGCCAAUGUCGAUGCAGACCUCACGUCAUUGGUAGAACUUGUAAUCAACCGGAACAAAGCUAUUAUACUGGCUCUUUAGACUUUUUAAUUUACGAAGGAGAACUAUCCAGAGCAACUGAAAAUUGUCAAGUUGUAAUAAGAGAACCUUAUCGCGAUGGAAGAAAUAGUACUUGGACUGGUAUAGGAUUCAUGAAAGCUUUGCAAGACUCAACGCUCAACUUUACCAUCGAUGAUAUCCGCAGAUCUAUGUGGUAUGAUAUAAUAGUACGUUAUGAACCAAUACAACCAGGUACAUGGGAAGACGUCCAAAUAAUUAUUGAAAGAGAUGGACCUGUUGACCCUAAUGGUCCUUGUGCCCAAUCGAAACCAGAAUAUGAUCGAUUGUGGGUACAGUUACCAUAUCAUACAAGAAACGCUAUUGCUCAACCUUCCGUUUGCUUGGAAAAAGACAAACAGUAUAAUGUCAUAUUGCAAUUCCGUAAAUUUAAUAGUCAUGUAGAUACAUCAACAGCAUCUAUAUUAAUUGAUUCCAUUGUCGUAAAGCCUAGAAUAGAUGCCAUACCUUUUUUCAACGAACCUGAUGUUGGUGAAUUACGUUAUAAGGAAUAUGAAUUGUGUAAUCAAGCGUUAAAUGAUUUCAAUUAUAUUCGGAAUAGUUUACCUAAUAUGUGUAAAAAGUUUCAGGAUAGUAUCGGUUAUUAUGUUUUCGAGGGUGCACAUCCUUGCGAGUGUAAUCCUACAGGAUCGCAUAGUCUUCUUUGUCAAAAUUAUGGUGGCGCAUGUCCUUGUAAAGUUAAUGUAGUUGGUAGACGAUGCGAUCGCUGUGCUCCAGGAACUUAUGGAUUUGGUCCAGGAGGAUGCAUACCUUGUGACUGCGAUGGUGUUGGUGCUUUAGAUAACUUUUGUGACGUCGAAACCGGACGAUGCAAGUGUCGACCGAAUACUUAUGGUAGAACGUGUGGUCAAUGCGAACCAGGUUUUUGGGAUUUCCCACAUUGUCAACGAUGUCAAUGUCAUGGUCAUGCGGAUAACUGUGAUUCUAAAACCGGAGCUUGCAUCAAUUGUCGUGAUUUUACCACUGGCCACAAUUGUGAUCGUUGUAUCGAAACAUUUUAUGGAGAUCCAAGAAUAGGAGUUGACAUUCCAUGCAGAGCUUGUCCUUGUCCAGGAACAUUAGAUUCUGAUCACUCAUACGCCGAUAGUUGUUCCCUCGAUUCUGUAACACAGGAUGUAAUUUGCGAGUGUUACGAGGGUUACAGCGGUCCACGUUGUGAAAAGUGUGCUGAGAAUUAUUUCGGCGAUCCUGAAGUAUCAGGUGGAAGUUGCGAACCUUGCGAUUGUAGUAAUAAUACCGAUCUGAGUGUACCUGGUAACUGUGAUCCACACAGUGGACGUUGCCUACAAUGUCUCUACAAUACCGAUGGACCAAACUGUCAAAUUUGUACUGCCGGAUUUUAUGGUGAUGCACUUAAGCAAAAUUGUCAAGAAUGUAACUGCGAUUUCCUUGGAACUGACAGAUCCGCUGGACCUUGCAAUCAUCGUACUGGACAGUGUCCUUGUCUGCCUCAUGUAAUUGGUCAACAUUGCGAUACUUGCGAGGAAAAUCAUUGGAGAAUUGCUAGUGGCCAAGGUUGUGAUCCUUGCGAAUGUGACGCUAUCGGAAGUGUAUCUGACAAAUGUAAUCCUUUCGAUGGAAAUUGCGAGUGCAGAGCUGGUUUCGGUGGACGAAGAUGCAAUGAAUGUCAAACGAAUUUCUGGGGAAAUCCAAAUAUCGAAUGUACCAAAUGCGACUGUAAUCAAAUUGGUUCGGCAAGUCAACAGUGUGAUAGAGAAACUGGUGUCUGUGUUUGUCACAAAGGAAUAGGAGGUGAAAAAUGUGAUCAGUGUGACCGUGGUUAUCACGGCGAAGCACCCCAAUGUAGCCCAUGCGGUGAAUGUUUCGACAAUUGGGAUUUAACAUUGACCGAAUUGAAAAACAAGACAAAGCUUGUCAUCGAUGAGGCUUCCAGAAUACAACAAGUCGGUACUGCUGGAGUUUACAGUCUGGAAUUCGACGACAUGGUCGAUUCAUUAAACCAAGUACGCGAUUUGAUCAGCAACACUUCCAUCAAGAGUCAAGAUUUAGACGAAUUGACUAAUUUAGCCGAGGAAUUGAGUAAGAACGUAUCGGAUUCGGCUAAACGAUUAGAAGAAGUCGAUAAUUUGUUAGAAAACGUUAGUCAACGAGUUAAUCUUGGCGAUGUAGCGUUAAAAAAAUUGAAAAAUAGAACAAACAGUUUGCAUCAAGGUGCCAUGGAAUUGAAAGAGAACGCUACGAUAUUGCAAGAGGAAAAUGUUCAAGGUGCGCUAAACGUAACUCAACAAAUGGCUGAGCAAUCUCUAAAUGCCGAAAAAAUGGCGAACGAUACUAAUAACGUUCUGGCUGAUGCGGAAAGAUAUCGUAAACAUACGGAAAAUCUUUUAGCCAAAAAUAGUGCAUCGGUUAAUGAAGCUCAAGAAAGAAAUAAUGAAUCUUUAGAAAAAUUAACUAAUAAGUUAAAUGCAUUGAACGGAGGUAUGCGUGAAUUGAAUACUCGAAUGUGCGGCGCAAAUGUCACAGAUUGUAGCGACGUUUGCGGUGGUGCUGGAUGUGGCUUUUGUGGAGGACUUUCAUGUGACUUUGGUGCGAUAACAAUAGCUAAUCAAGCCUUGGAUAUGGCCAAACAACAGGCUGCUAAAAUUAAAGGUCGAAGAGAUGAAGCGGAGCAACUAUUACGUAAUUUGACUAAAGUCAAACAAGACGCCAUAGCAGCAAGAUCGAACGCACAAGACGCGUUUAACAAUGCUUUGGAAGCAAGAAAUCGUACGGAUGCGAUAACGAAGAGUUUGUCCGAUAUUAACAAACGAAUUUGGAGUAUAUUGAACGAGGACCAACCAACGCCAACGAUGGUGAGAGAUUUAGCUGAGAAAAUAUUGAUCAAGAAUAUACAUUUGAAACCAGAUGAGAUCACCCAAUUAGCCAAUCGCAUAAAAACAAUAGUCGGUUCUCUCACAGAUUCGGACAAAAUUCUUGAUGAUACAAAAGCCGAUCGCGAACUGGCUCAUAGUUUAGUAGAACGUGCUAACAAAGCUAAAGAGGCAGCGUUAAAGAAACAAAACGAAACGAACGAGAUCGUAAUGUCUUUGACAGAAGCGAAAAAGGCACAAGAAUUGGCCCAUACUGCGAUAAACAAAGCACAAAAUGACGUGGACAAAGCGCAACAAGAUUUAAAUUAUAUAGCCGUGACCAUUGAGGAAGCUCAAAUGAAAGCUAACGAUACUACCGAUUCUGUAAAAGCUUUGGACGCAAGGCUACGACAAUUACAAACGCAAUCGGCUAAAAAUGCCUUUAUCUUGAAUCAAGAAAUCGAAGUUGAAACACGUAAAGUUGCCCAAGAGGCGCAUAUAGUAGAUGGUAAAACAAAACAAUUAGAAAAGGAGUAUAAAAAGGCUGACGAAUCUUUGAACUAUCGUGUAAAUAAGAGCAAAGGUGACAUACAAAGAGCGAAGAAAUUACUUCAAAGAGCUUCCGAAUUAACAGCUGACACGUCGACCAAAUUCAAGGAUUUAGAUGGUAUGGAAAGCGUUUACAAAGACAAUGAAAGAAUACUCGCUGAUCUCAUGACUGAGGUAGACUCUCUAACCAUAGAAAUGGCGAAACAUCUCGGGGAGAUCGAGCGAAAGUCUCAAACUUACAGACAAUGUACUUCGUAAUGACCAUUUAUUUAUAAUGUUUUGGACCAUUAGAAUCGUAUAAGGAAACCUCAUAAACAAUGGCGGUUUUAUUCUUCAAAGAGGUCGUAGGGUUAGUCCUUCUUGGGGUCUUCAUUAAAAUAAAUGAAUUAUGCACAAUUUAAAUUCUUUCAUUUCAAUCGUUCAUGCAAAUGAGAAAAUAAGAAAUACACUGUCCAAAUACGAUUAUAAUCUUCGAUAUAAAUUUAUAUAGUCAUUUUACGGAGUCCUCACGAAUUGUGCAAGAAUCUGCCAUUGUUCAUAGGAGAACAUUAUCCGAUUCCAAAUUCUAACAACACUAACUUUUAAUAAAGAAAUAAUAUAAUUUUCUAAAUAAUACUGAAACUACGCAUAUCAUAUUAAUAUUCAAAAUAGUUUCUAUUACGAUGCAAUUAACAUUAGAUUCUCAUAUCUUCUAAUUCAUAAUUUCACAAUGCUCGUACCUAGAUACCGAUGAGGAUCAGUUAUUUUGUUUUUACUGCCAUAAUAUCUAACAAAAGUAUCAUGUUUUUUAUUGAGAAAUAAAAUCGAAUAUA
Polistes dominula (European paper wasp) is the source of this 6544-nucleotide messenger RNA. It is a transcript of the gene LanB1, whose product is annotated as laminin subunit beta-1. Gene Ontology annotation, biological process: animal organ morphogenesis; basement membrane assembly; cell migration. NCBI's taxonomy places the organism in Eukaryota, Metazoa, Arthropoda, Insecta, Hymenoptera, Vespidae. The record is from RefSeq and is a predicted model, not a curated record. Gene Ontology annotation, cellular component: laminin trimer.